AUGCCUUCUUCUCAAGGACAAAGCUGGUGGGCCCGCCACUGCACCCCCCGACCUCCCAUCAACAAGGUCGUCGCCUGCCCCUGCCACUACUGCUACAACAAGCCCGCCUGUGAGCUCGACUACCCCGAGUCGUCCAACUGCUCCGAGACGAACACCCCUGCUCAGUCGAGGCCCGUCAGCCCCCGAGGCCGCACCAGCUCGUCUUCGUCUUUUCACGUUGAGAAGGCCGAGAAGCAGUAA
Messenger RNA from Trichoderma breve, 240 nucleotides. RefSeq lists its product as uncharacterized. Lineage: Eukaryota; Fungi; Ascomycota; Sordariomycetes; Hypocreales; Hypocreaceae. The coding region runs from base 1 to 240 and encodes 79 amino acids. The transcript has a single exon. The record is from RefSeq and is a predicted model, not a curated record.